This is a messenger RNA of Camelina sativa (false flax), 3241 nucleotides long. RefSeq lists its product as uncharacterized. The record is from RefSeq and is a predicted model, not a curated record. NCBI's taxonomy places the organism in Eukaryota, Viridiplantae, Streptophyta, Magnoliopsida, Brassicales, Brassicaceae.
GAGCUUAGAACCGUUGUCUUUUGCUUGGACGAGCUAGGCUUUUGUACUUGCUGUACGAAUUCUCUUGCUUUUUCUCCGAUCCCCUUUUCUAAAGGCCGUACGCCCGUAUUUAUAGGGAAUCGUGUCGGUUCGUCUAGGAAAAAUACCAUAAUACCCUUUUCUCUCGAAAGGGAUAUUUAUGGGCUUUUUCCUGGGCCGGGCCCUUUUGUUGGGGUUGGAUCUAUCCCUAACAAUAGUCCCCCCCCCCUCGCCUCUAGUUCGUAGUCUUUAGGCGAAGGACUGCGCGUGGGAUGAUACAGGGUUACUUUUCUGAUUGGGCAAACGAAAAGUAGCGCGUGAAGGUGCGGUUUCCAACGUUGAGGGUUGAAUCGUCGCGUUCGGUGCUUGAAGCGCGUGAAAUCUGGAAGUUGUAUCGUCAUUGAGCGCGUGCUGCAAUGAUGACGUUUCUGGAUUCUUCUUUCCUCCCCUAUAAAUAUCACUUCCUCUCUAAUCUUGUUAUCUUCUUCUCGUGUUUUUGGUGCUCCCGUCGUUCAGGUAUUUUUCCUUUCUUAUAUCUCGUCGUUAUAUUGCUUUUAGUGUGUCGUCGCUUUUUCAUUAUGAAUUCUCCUCGAUCCGCGUCAUCCAAUCCCUCUGCCGGAAGUCACCUUCGACGAGCGACGACUUCUGAAUCUAGCGGCUCUACCAGAUCUGUUCGCCGUCGAACUCGUUCUCUAAGAUCCUCUGACUCGUCUUCGACGGAUUCGGAUGCGGCUCGAUUUGAAGAGAUAAAGCGUCGUCUUGCUCCUGGAUCUGCAGUCCCUAGCUCCUCAGGGCUUACUUUCAAGACUCCCUCCUUGAUAGACGAGCCAUUGAACGAUGGCCCGUCUUCUCCUAAUUUGGACGACGUUCCUUUGCCAACCGUGAAUCUCUUCAAUCAUAUGCCGGCGACGUCGAUAAAAAUUGAUGCGGCAGUUGACGCAGUUCGUAUCGGGAAAUUAAGAGUUGACGUGACAGUUGUUGCGGAUUGUCCCAGGAAACUGAACACGAAGCCGAAGAUUUUGAUUCCGAACGCCUUUCAACGUCCCUGGGAUGCACCUUCUGGUUUUAUUUGUCUUUCAGAGAAAUACUUCACCGAGUGCGGACUCACCUUUCCUCUUCCGUCUUUUUUGAUGACGUAUUUUGCUCGUCGAAAGGCGGCUGUUUCCCAAUUUGCCCCGGCGACCUUUCGAAAUGCUGUCGGUCUUUCGAUCAUGGCCGAGGCUGCAAGGGUCAAGCUUACUUGUGAUCACUUUGAAGAGUUGACGUGUCUGAAUCCGUCGAGUCGGGAGAAGACUCCCGGGCUUUAUUACGUAGCCUCGGGAAAGAAGACGACGCUCGUCGAGGGUGCCAAGGGUAAAACGUAUAGCUGGAAAGGCUCGUAUUUCUUUUUGGAAGUUACCGCGGGGGUUAUGGAGGAUCCGUCGAUCCAUUGGUUUUCUGGGUGGAACCCUUCACCCGGUAGCCGACCCUUCUUGCUUAGUUAUCUUCACUUGCUUCCUUUGGUUUUUGUUAACCCCCCCCUCCCUUUUUUUUUUAAAUUUGCAGUUGUUAUUCCGAGGUGUUUGCUUCCAUACCCUUCUUCUUUCCGAGCCGAAAUAGACGUGAUUAAGCUCCGUUGCCCCUUCGUUUGGCCGGGAACCGAGGGUAGAAAAGAUCGUCCACGGAAGUUAGCAUCCAGCCGAAGACCAAGAGCUGAGACUAUGGGGAAACUGAACUUGAACGUCCCUAAUGCAUCCGCUCGCUAUCGCCAAGCUCCAGAGCCGCCGUCUCGAUCGGCUCCCCGUCAGGAUGUUCGUCGAGGUUCCGAUCCCCCUGCUGCAGGGUCGUCCAAAAAAGUCCCUCCUAACCGCCACACCGGCCCUGAAGAGACGCUUCCAAGGAGGAAGGUGGACGGAACUCCUGGUCGCAUUGCCGACCCUCCAAAAAGGUCGCAGAAAAGGAAGGAUGGCCCUGAACAAGAGCCGCCUGUCCCACUGAAGAAGUCAAAGCCGGUCGACUUCAGCUGGGAUUUUGCUCAUUCAUCUGGAGCUCGUCCUUUUCCAGCUGACUCGCAGUCUUGUGCCGAGUUGUUUCGGAAGAUCCAUUAUGGCGAAGGUCGUCUCCCUUCCGUUGAAAGGAUGAAAGAGGCCGACGCUGUCACCGAAGUUGCUCAAGCGUCUUUUGAGUUUAUUGCGCAUAUUAAUCGUAUGGCCACCCGCUAUGAAUGUCGUGUUCGAGACAUGGAACGUUCGGGGGCGUCAAAUGAGAGGAUUGAGCGCCUCAAGGCUCAAUUGGGGGAGGCAGUUCGGUCCAACCAGAGGCUUAGCGACCUUGUGGCCAAACUCGAACAUCACCGGAGUGGGCUUAUCAAAGAGCGGGAUUCUCUCUCGACGAAGCUUAAGGAGUCCGAAGCUUCCUGCAAUGGUCUGAAGCUCACCCUUAGCUCGGAGACGAGAAGGCUCAGGGAUCGGCGUGAUGAAUAUGGGCACCAUGAGCGAAUCAAUGCCUUUCACGAGGUGGCCGGUCGCGUGCAGAGGCUCCUAUCGAAGCACAAAAGCCACGCCGAAGCGGUUGAAGCGUCGCGGGAGAAAUUCCUCGAAUACAACCAAGCUGUUGGGAACGUUCAAAUGCUUGAAACGCUCGUCGCCGAGGGUCGAAUUUCCUUGCUUGAUGAGGAGCUUAAGGGCCAGGUUGUGGCCGUGAUGAAUCAGCUGAAGGGCGAGGUUGGAGAGUUUGAUCUGCCAGAUAUCUCCGAGGCUGAUUUUGACUUGUCUCAGAUUUUCGCCGGGCCUCUCCCCCCAAUUCCGACUUGGAUCGCUUCCCCAAUCAGCGGGAAUACGGAGGGUCAUACUGAUGAGGGCGGGGAUGAAAGGUCGGAGAGUGGGGAGAUCGGGGGUGAAGAACUGGACGAGCAGGAGCAGGUUGACGAUCGUCCUUCAGACGGAGUUGAGGCGCAAGUCACCGACCAACCUUCUAAUGGAGUCGAGGAGCAGGUUCCGGACUGUUCUGCCAAAGGGUUACCUCGUCCUUCCACUCCUGGGCGCGAGUCUCCGGUUGCUGGCCUAGUCUCGUGAUCAGUGUUGUCGCCGUGUUGAGGGGUUGCCUCCCUCGUACUAUCUUUCUUUUGCCGUGUUUUGGGGUCGGCUCCCUCGUACUUUAUGCGCCGUGUAUAGGGGUCGGCUCCCUUGAAAACUUUAUUCGUCCUUUUGGGGGCAUUAAUUGAGGGUCUCAUUUAAUGCUUUAA